AAACAACAAAAGCAAAUAUUAAAAGAGGCCGGCUACGUACGACUUUUGUGAGAUAAUAUAUUUGAGAGAUUCGAAACUCAUAUUAUUAAACAUCCCAAAUAUACCUAAGGGAGUAAAUAUUUAAAAAAGAAAACGAAACGGCCAGAAAAUUGAAAAAUUAAAAUUUAAAACAAUAAUUGAAAAUGAGGAUAAAAAUGCAUGAGGAAGCAAAGGAAGAAGACAGAAGACGAGAAGAGAUGGAAAAUGGGAAUGGAGAAGGAAAGCGAGAGUUCAUAAACCAAAACAAUAACGGUUUCUUUGACUCCAUGUCAAUGCUUUCCUCUCUUCCUCCUCCCUGGGGCUCAUCUCUUCCCCCUUCUCCUCCUCCUCCGCAUUCACUCCUCCACGCUCUCACCGUCCCCGACAAGUUCCAUCAACCUCAGGAGUCUGGUGGUCCAACAACGGGUAGCCAAGAUGGGUUGCAGCAUGCACAAGGGACAGUGUCGACCACCACGAGCCCACCUGUGGCCCGCCAAAAGCCAAGGGUGCGAGCCAGGAGAGGCCAAGCCACUGAUCCUCACAGCAUCGCUGAACGGUUGAGAAGGGAACGCAUUGCAGAGAGGAUGAAGUCUCUCCAAGAACUGGUUCCCAACACCAACAAGACGGAUAAGGCAUCAAUGCUGGACGAGAUCAUUGAGUAUGUUAGAUUCCUUCAGCUUCAAGUCAAAGUACUAAGCAUGAGCAGACUGGGAGCUGCAAGAGCAAAUGGUCCACGCCUCAAUGGUCUCACCUCCGAGGUAGGAGGACGGCUCAACGCACUCUCAGUACCAUCCAAUGGCGUUGUAAAUGGGAAUGGAAACGCAACAGGAUCAUCCAAUGAGAGCCUACGGUCAACGGAACAGAGGGUGGCGAAACUGAUGGAAGAAGACAUGGGAUCAGCAAUGCAGUAUCUUCAAGGGAAGGGGCUUUGUCUAAUGCCCAUCGCUCUCGCAACUGCAAUGUCAUCUUCAUCUGCUCACUCUCGUGGAGCUCUCUUCAACCCGACCUCAAAUAUCGUAGCAACAGAGGAGGCAAAUGUAGUAGUAGCAGCUGCACCUGAAGCCUCCUCCCCUAUGGAUGAUGUCUCUGCCUCUAACAAGGCCUAAACCAUAGGAUCUCUCAUUGUUUCUUCAUUUUUUUUCCAUUUAAAGUCAAAACAUUAAUAUCCAUUAUGUAUCUGCUAUUUUCACUGUUAAGGAUUAAAUAAUAAAAAAUACUUACAACAUGUACAACAACGAACAUAACCGACAAGGAAGAAACCAUACAGAACAGAGGUUGGUGGGACCGAAAACUAAGAGACAUGCGUCCCACUACUUUUUGUCAACGUUGCUAGCAUUUGGGCAAUCGAAUGUAACCUGAAACAGUAUAAUAUUCCAUUCAAGUUGAAGCACCCCACUUUCUACAAGUUAUUAUAUUCAGGCUCAAGUUCAUUAACCUACGCGGCCAUUUGAAUACCAUUAGUGAAAAUAGGGCUUAUACAUUAGAGGCAGAGGAAGAUACAUAAGUAAACCAAGUCAAUGACUCACUCACUGAUUCAGCAGACUCUUUAAACAAAAUAAUCAUUUAUAUAUCAGGCAAAGAAGAAUCAGGUUCCUUCAAAAGCACACAUUUAUUAUUCCCAUGUUGUAGGCUUACACAACUCAAAUAAAGACGAGAGACUUUAAGGGAUAAUAAAAAAAAAGUCGGCAAAGAAAACGAGUCAUAUGCUUCAGGAACAGUAAGUGCUACCAAGAGAUUACUCAGUGAUCUUCCUCUUCCUCUUCC
Molecule: messenger RNA, 1782 nt
Organism: Brassica napus (rape)
Lineage: Eukaryota; Viridiplantae; Streptophyta; Magnoliopsida; Brassicales; Brassicaceae
Product: transcription factor LRL3-like
Exons: 5
Coding region: 183-1124 (313 amino acids)
Biological process (GO): regulation of transcription by RNA polymerase II
Cellular component (GO): nucleus
Molecular function (GO): DNA-binding transcription factor activity, RNA polymerase II-specific; RNA polymerase II cis-regulatory region sequence-specific DNA binding; protein dimerization activity
Source: RefSeq, a predicted model, not a curated record